Molecule: messenger RNA, 1104 nt
Organism: Ectocarpus siliculosus
Lineage: Eukaryota; Phaeophyceae; Ectocarpales; Ectocarpaceae
Source: the annotation of a GenBank genome assembly
AUGCGCCUUCCAACAGUAGUCACUGUGGAGGAAGAGACCGCCCAUGCCGAGCCCACGAGACCACGAAACUUCGUGGACCAGUGGGCGCAUCAUCAACCGAAGGGGGUGCCUUGGCACGUCCGGCAAACCUUCGACUACUUCAUAUUCACGGCAGCGGCAUCACCCACCGACAAGGAAAAGGACGAAAAGGUGAAAAGAACCGGUGGAGACCCGCGGGGGACGGAGCGAUCAACGCCACUGCCGUCGGCCUUUCCCGCCGCUCCUUCUCACCCAGGCCAAGAGGAUGCAGACGCUGGCGUUGAAACCGCUCGGUCUUUCGUCGGAUCAUCGGCGGAUGGGAGCCCUACGGCGGAGCAGGCCCAAAAGGCGGCAGCAGCGGCCGCGGCUGCGGCUACGGCAGAGCCCGCAAUUGGUAUCGACGAGGGCAAGCGGGAAGGCAGCGACGCAGCACCGGCGCUUUCUCCGGAGAAGCAAACGCAGCAGCAGCUCCAGCAGGGGAAGUUCGCGUGGGCGUCCUCGUCGGCGCUGACGGACUGCAGUGUUUGCCUGGAGGCGUACCGUAACGGGGACCGGGUGUGCAGGCUCCCGUGCGCGCACGCCUUUCAUGCGUCGUGCAUCAAUACGUGGCUGGACCAGCAGCACGUCUGCCCGCAGUGCCGACUCGACCUAUUGCCUCCGGAACUUUCUUGGGGGCAGUCGUCGCAAGCGUCCGCCACUACCACCUCUGGAAACCCGACGCAGUUCGCCAAUCUGUUCGGAUCGCUCGAGAGGAUGAUACUCGCGUCCCACCAGUCGGUAGCAGGCGGGGGAUACAGCUACAGCGGCAGCACCAUCGCCACCCACGGUGCUCAGGGGCAAGACACAGGGCCUGCAGCCGCUGGGUCGCCGUACGCCUCCAUUUUCGGCAGCCCGCCGUACGGCGCGUCGCCGCUUCCGACGGCAAACAGCGUGGCCCACCAGGCUCGGCGUUCGCCCGAGUUCUUCAGCGGGCCCACGACGCCCCCGGAUGGCGGCGUUGGGACGAGGCGCGCGGCCGUCCACGCCCGUCAUGUGCCCCGCCUUCACCGGCUUCUCGGCUGCUGGCAACGGUGGAGGCGCCUGUGA